UUGACAGUUAACCUCGCGCAAUCAACAGUGCCAAUACCAAUCAUCGAACAACACCGAUUUUGAUUUCGUUUUUUCUUUGGGUGGUUUUUUUGUUUCGCUUAUCAAACGGACCAAAUUUAUUCAAAAUAACUGCAUCCAUACAGAUUGAAUUGUUUUCCGUGCCAGCGAACAAUUUCAGUUAGAAUUAAAAAAGGAAAUAUCCGUUUUGCAACACAUUCGAUACGUGAUUUAAAAGUACUAACAACAUUUAACAAGAGCCCAGUUUGACAAUCGAUAUCCUGGAGUGCAUGCACGAUAUUGCAUCAACGAUAUUCAUAUCAACUACUAACAUCAUUAACGAAAAAUCAACAGUUUUCGGUGGUUCAGCGUACACAUCAUCAUCAUCAUCAUCAUCAUCAUUAUCAUCGUUGUCGUCACUUUCACAGUUCGUCCAAUUUACAAACGAAAAUCGAAAUGAAAUGCGAGUUUAAGCGAUUGCCGACAAAUGUCGUGCCAAAACACUAUAAUUUGGAGCUAACACCAAGUUUGACAUCAUUUACAUUUGAUGGAAAGACAUCGGUUGUUUUUAAGGUGCUAGAAGAAACUGAUAAUGUCGUUUUAAAUGCUGUCGAUUUGGUGCUCCACAAUGCGUCCGUGCAAUUGAGUGACAGUUCGGAGCCACUUGAAGCGACAGACAUUUCGUUUUGUUUGGAACAGGAAACGGCAACGUUAAAAUUUCCAAAUGUAUUACCGGCUGGGGCGGAGGGCGUUCUCAAUGUGUCAUUUAGCGGCAAUUUGAAUGAUAAGAUGAAAGGUUUUUAUCGCAGCAAAUAUUACACAGCAAGCGGUGAAGAGCGUUAUGGUGGUGUGACUCAAUUUGAAGCAACAGAUGCAAGAAGGUGUUUCCCAUGCUGGGAUGAACCGGCCAUAAAAGCCACAUUCGAUAUCACGCUUAUUGUUCCAAAAGACCGAGUUGCAUUGUCGAAUAUGCCAGUGGUGUCGGAGAAAAGUGUUGGUGAAAAUUUGCGCGAAAUUCAUUUUGAUACAACGCCGGUGAUGAGCACUUAUUUGGUAGCAGCUGUAAUCGGUGAAUAUGAUUAUGUCGAAGCCACAUCAAAAGAUGGUGUCUUGGUUCGUGUAUAUACACCGGUUGGUAAAAAAGAACAAGGAUUAUUCGCGCUGGAUGUAGCCACAAAAGUUUUACCAUACUACAAGGAAUACUUCAAUAUAGCAUAUCCACUGCCAAAAAUGGAUCUUAUUGCAAUUGGCGACUUUUCGGCUGGUGCUAUGGAAAAUUGGGGUUUGGUCACCUAUCGAGAAUCAUUCGUUCUUGUUGAUCCGGAGAAUACUUCAUUGAUUCGAAAACAGUCGAUAGCUUUGACGGUUGGCCAUGAAAUUGCACAUCAGUGGUUCGGAAAUUUAGUCACAAUGGAAUGGUGGACACAUUUGUGGUUGAACGAAGGCUAUGCAUCAUUUGUAGAAUUCUUAUGCGUGAAUAAGCUAUUUCCAGAGUAUGACAUUUGGACGCAAUUCGUGGUUGAUAUGUAUACACGUGCACUUGAAUUAGACUGUUUAAAAAGUUCGCAUCCAAUUGAAGUAACCGUGGGUCAUCCAUCGGAAAUUGACGAAAUUUUCGAUGAGAUUAGUUAUGCAAAAGGUGCCAGUGUCAUUCGAAUGUUACACCAUUACAUUGGCGAUGCUGAUUUUCGAAAAGGAAUGAACAUCUAUUUGACACGGCAUCAAUAUAAAAAUACACAAACGGAAGAUCUAUGGACAGCAUUGAGCGAAGCAAGCAGCAAACCAGUUGCAAAGGUAAUGUCCACAUGGAUAAAACAAAUGGGCUUUCCAGUCAUAUCGGCUUCAGCCGAACAAGUGGGCAACAAGCGAAUUUUAACAUUAACUCAAAAGAAAUUCACUGCCGAUGGUUUUGAACCGGCCGAAGAUUAUUUUUGGAUGGUUCCCAUUACAAUUUCAACAUCAAAAGCACCAUCUGAAAUUGCCGUCGUUCAAAUUCUCAAUGCAAAAAGCAUGAAAAUUGAAAUCGAUGAUGUCGAUAAAAAUGAUUGGGUUAAGAUAAAUCCAGGCACAAUCGGUUAUUAUCGCACACGUUACACGCCCGAAAUGUUGGACUUACUGAUACCAGCCAUUAAAAGUCAAACACUUCCGCCAUUAGAUCGUUUAGGUUUAAUUGAUGAUUUGUUUGCAUUAGUGCAAGCUGGUCGUGCGCCAACACGUGAAGUUCUAAAGCUCAUCGAUGCCUAUCGAAACGAAACCAAUUACACGGUAUGGUCAUCGAUUACAAAUUCAUUGAUAAAAUUACAAACAUUAUUGUCGCACACAACCGUUGAUAAACAAUUUAAUGAGUAUGGCAUUCGAUUGUAUGCCCCAAUUGCCGAUCGUUUGGGUUGGGAUUGUAAAGCCGGCGAAUGUCAUUUGGAUACAUUAUUGCGAAGUUUGGUUUUAAAUCGAUUGAUUUCAUACGGAUAUACACCUGCCAUUGAAGAAGCCAAAAAGCGUUUUAAAUUGCAUGCGAGCGGCGAACAUCUGUUACCCGCUGAUUUACGUUCAACAUGCUAUAAAGCUGUUAUGCAAAACGGCGACAUUACCACAUACGAAGAAAUGUUACGUUUGUACCGUGCCACUGAUUUACAUGAAGAGAAGGAUCGCAUUUCACGAGCACUUGGCUCAUUUAAAGACGUUGAAAUUCUAAAACGUGUCGUUGAUUUUGCAUUAUCGACUGAGGUUCGAGCACAAGAUUCUGUAUUUGUCAUUGUUUCCGUGGCGAUGAAUCCAAAAGGACGUGACAUGUGUUGGGAAUUUUUCAAGAGUAAUUCAGCCAAACUGUUAGAACAAUAUGAGGGUGGAUUUUUACUGGCACGUCUUGUCAAGUAUUUAACUGAGAAUUUUGCAUCCGAAGAGAAGGCCCAAGAGGUAGAGAAAUUUUUCCAAGAGAAUGAAUUUUCAGGCACAGAACGGACUGUUUCGCAAUCGGUUGAAACGAUUCGCUUAAAUGCAGCUUGGUUAAAACGAGACUUACCAAAUAUUACGGAAUACUUGAGCUCAUUCUCCAAUUAAAGAUCGAUAAGUGGAACAUUUUGUUUAAACCGAAAUUGAAAAAUAGACAAAACACACACACACACCCACAUAAAGCAUUUUUAAUUUGGAUUAUCAAUGAGAUUUCAUAGUCAGAUCAAAAUGAAUAAUUCAAAUAUAUGCUUAUUUAAUUAAUUUAUUUAUUCAAAAUGAAUAUUUGCAAAUAAUCGAAAGCAAAAAUGAAUA
Molecule: messenger RNA, 3258 nt
Organism: Contarinia nasturtii (swede midge)
Lineage: Eukaryota; Metazoa; Arthropoda; Insecta; Diptera; Cecidomyiidae
Gene: Psa
Product: puromycin-sensitive aminopeptidase
Exons: 11
Coding region: 454-3054 (866 amino acids)
Biological process (GO): peptide catabolic process; proteolysis
Cellular component (GO): cytoplasm
Molecular function (GO): peptide binding; zinc ion binding; metalloaminopeptidase activity
Source: RefSeq, a predicted model, not a curated record